AUGGCAUCAAAGAAGACACAACUAAAAAUAAUUAUCCUCGGCGACUCAGGAGUCGGAAAAACAUCGUUACUAAAUCGAUUUGUUGAAACCAAAUUCACACAGCUUUAUCGAGCCACAAUUGGUGCUGAUUUCUUGAUGAAAGAAAUUGAAGUCGAAGGCCAAACCGUAAAUUUACAACUUUGGGAUACAGCUGGCCAAGAGCGAUUCCAAUCAUUAGGGAUGAGUUUUUACAGAGGCGCCGACUGUUGUCUCUUAGUUUAUGAUAUGACUAACCAAAAAACCUUUGAGAGCUUAGGAAGCUGGAAAGACGAAUUUCUUAAAGCUUCUUGUCCAGAUGACCCUAAAACUUUUCCUUUUAUUGUGAUUGGAAAUAAAUGUGACAGGGAAAUUGACAGAGCUAUUUCAUAUAAUCGAGCUCAGCAGUGGGCGAAUUCUAAUGAUGUUGUUUUCCUUGAGACCUCAGCAAAAGAUGACCUGAAUGUAAACGAAGCUUUUAUUGAAGGCGCAAGAAAGGCUAUGAAGCGUGAACAAAAAAACCAGUUUAUAUUAAAUACUGCAGUAAACCUAAAAGCUGCAAGCCCAGUAAAGAAAAAGAAGACAAAAUGUUGUUAG
Molecule: messenger RNA, 612 nt
Organism: Blepharisma stoltei
Lineage: Eukaryota; Ciliophora; Heterotrichea; Heterotrichida; Blepharismidae
Source: the annotation of a GenBank genome assembly